Camelus dromedarius (Arabian camel) is the source of this 1385-nucleotide messenger RNA. It is a transcript of the gene ACTRT3, whose product is annotated as actin related protein T3. The coding region runs from base 55 to 1173 and encodes 372 amino acids. The transcript has 2 exons. Lineage: Eukaryota; Metazoa; Chordata; Mammalia; Artiodactyla; Camelidae. The record is from RefSeq and is a predicted model, not a curated record.
GGCAGCCGGGCGGCAGGAGGCGGAGGCAGCGGCGGCGGCGGCGGCGGCGGCGGCAUGAGCUACUACCAGUUACCGGUGGUGAUAGACAACGGCUCAGGAAUGAUCAAGGCGGGCCUGGCUGGUUCCCGGGAGCCUCUGUUUGUCUACCCAAACAUCACUGGCCGCACCAAAAGCCAGACCAGUGCAGCCGAGCGCGCGCAGGAAGUAUUCGUGGGGGACCAAGCGCAGGAGCGGAGGAACUCGCUUUCCAUCAGAUACCCAGUGGAGCGUGGUCUCAUUACUUCCUGGGGGGACAUGGAGAUCAUGUGGAAGCACAUCUAUGACUAUAACCUGAAGCUAAAGCCCAGUGAUGGCCCAGUUUUGAUUACAGAGUCAGCACUGAAUCCACUGGCCAACCGGCAACGUGUCACUGAAGUGUUUUUUGAGCAUCUGGAGGUUCCAGCCUUCUAUAUGUCCAUCCAGGGGGUGCUAGCUCUCUUUGCUGCUGGCUUCACUACUGGCUUUGUGCUGAAUUCAGGUGCUGGGGUCACCCAGUGCGUGCCCAUCUUUGAGGGUUACUGUCUCCCUCAUGGUGUCCAGCAGCUAGAUCUGGCAGGCCUUGACCUCACCAACUACCUCAUGAUGCUGUUGAAGGACCAUGGCAUCAUGCUGCUUAGUUCUUCUGACAGGAAGAUUGUCGCAGACAUUAAGGAAACCUCUUGUUAUGUGGCAAUAAACUUUGAGGAGGAAAAAGCCAAGAAAGCUGACUGUAUAGAGAAGGUUUACCAACUACCCGAUGGGAAGGUGCUCAGACUCCAUGACCAGCUCUUUCAUUGUCCAGAGGCUCUCUUCUCUCCAAGUCUCGUGAACCUUGAAACCCCUGGCAUUGAUAAGAUGUGCUUCAGCAGCAUAAUGAAAUGUGAUACAGAUCUGAGGAAUUCCUUUUUCUCCAAUAUUAUCCUUGCUGGGGGAUCGACCUCUUUCCCUGGUUUGGAUAAGAGGCUGGUUAAGGAUAUAGCAAAGGUGGUGCCUGCCAACACCCCUGUGCAGGUUAUAGCGCCCCCAGAAAGGAAAAUAUCAGUGUGGAUGGGAGGCUCUAUUCUUGCAUCCCUGUCUGCCUUCCAGGACAUGUGGAUCACUGCAGCGGAAUUUAAAGAAGUUGGACCCAACAUAGUACACCAAAGAUGCUUCUGAAUACAGAUGACAUGGUUAGAAGAAAAUGUUUUGAGUAUAUGUGACAGAAAUCUUUGGAUAUUAUAUGUUCCUGGGAGAACAGAAAAUAUUUCAAUUAUUAGAAUGUCCAGGUCUCUGUUGUAUUUCUGUAAUGGGGGGCGGAGGGAAUAAUGGUGAAGCAGUCAAAUAACACUUAUUGAGUAGAGCCAAAUUAAAUGCUAGAGGAGACAUUA